Molecule: messenger RNA, 2425 nt
Organism: Hemicordylus capensis (graceful crag lizard)
Lineage: Eukaryota; Metazoa; Chordata; Lepidosauria; Squamata; Cordylidae
Gene: TTLL12
Product: tubulin tyrosine ligase like 12
Exons: 14
Coding region: 60-1925 (621 amino acids)
Biological process (GO): protein modification process
Source: RefSeq, a predicted model, not a curated record
CUUGGGCUGUGCCCAGAAAGAAGCCCGAGCGAAGCAAGGAGCAGCGCAGCUGUCGCAGCAUGGAGGGUGAUUGCUCGGAUGAUUUCAAGGCGUUUGUGGCCUUGCACGGACCGGCGCUGAGCACGUCGGGGAUCCCACCCCAGUACUGGCAAAGCCUGUGGCAGAAACUGGACAAUGAGGUGUUUGAUGCUGGUGAGUAUUUUGGGAUAAUGCAAGUGGAGGAAAUAGAAGAGGAAGAAAGAGAAGAAGGAUUGAAAAAUAAACAAAAUCCUGGAAAUGAACUUUGUUACAAAGUGAUUAUUACAAAUGAAAAUGGACUUCAGGCGGUGAAUCCUAAUAGCAUUUUUCUUAUUGACCAUGCCUGGACGUACCGUGUUGAACAUGCCCGCCAGCAGCUUCUGCAAGUCCCUGGUCUGCUUCACAGAAUGGCCAACUUGAUGGGAAUAGACUUCCAUGGAGAAGUGCCAGAUGAGGGAACUGUUGAUCAGGUGUUGGAGGAAAUGUGGAAAUACAACCAAACCUAUCAGCUGUCUCAUGGGAGUGCAGAGGAGAAAGUUCCUGUCUGGUAUAUUAUGGAUGAAUUUGGAUCCCGAAUCCAGCAUUCUGAUGAGCCCACUUUUGCAACGGCCCCUUUAUUUUACAUGCCACAACAAAUUGCUUAUACCGUUCUCUGGCCCUUAAGAGACCUUGAUACUGGUGAGGAAGUGACCCGUGACUUUGCCUAUGGGGAAUCGGAUCGUUUAAUCAGGAAGUGUCGGCUGUUGCCAUGGCUACCUGGAGAUGUUCUAGAUAUCAGCUAUUUCACCAAUGAGCCAUCAGAAGAGCACUACCAGGCAAUCUUAAAUGAAAACAAGGAGAAACUACCCAUUUCAAUAAAGGCUCCUGUUUAUGACAAGAAAAAGAUCUUCAGAGUUUACACAGACCUUCAGCAGGUACUUCAGAAUCUAACUCAUCCCCGUUUUGCAUUUACGAACUCUGAGGAAGAAGCAGACAUACUCUACAACUUCUCUCACUUCAAAGAUUACAGGAAACUAAGUGAAGAAAGGCCCCAUGUUCUGUUGAAUCAAUUUCCAUGUGAGAAUCUCUUGACUGUGAAGGACUGCCUAGCUUCAAUUUCAAGACGAGUUGGAGGCUCAGAGGGGCCAAAAUGGCUGCCUCGUACUUUUAACCUUCAUACAGAGUUACCACAGUUCAUCAGUUACUUUCAGCACCGUGAAAGGAUUGGAGAAGAUAACCAUUGGAUAUGUAAACCCUGGAACCUAGCUAGGAGUCUAGACACUCACAUCACCAAGAACCUUAACAACAUCAUCCGGCAAAGAGAGAACAUCCCUAAGGUGGUGUCUAAAUACAUUGAGAAUCCAGUGUUGUUUCAUCUUGAAGAUGUGGGACUAGUUAAAUUUGACAUUCGUUACGUUGUGCUGCUGCGAUCAGUUCAGCCACUAAGACUAUAUGUUUAUGAUGUAUUUUGGCUACGGUUCUCAAAUAGACUGUUUUCACUUGAUGACUUGGAUGAUUAUGAGAAACACUUUACUGUCAUGAACUAUGCUCCAGGGGUAUCAUUAAAACAGAUCCACUACAAUGAAUUUAUUCCUCUCUUUGAGAAGCAGAAUUCAGAGUUUUCAUGGAAAGCUGUUGAAGAAGUGGUUUUUAAGGCAUUCGUUGAAUUAUUCCAAGCUGCUUGUGCGAAACCUGCACCUCUUGGCAUCUGUGAUUAUCCAUCAUCGCGAGCCAUAUAUGCCAUUGAUCUGAUGCUUAAGUGGGAUACAAGUGAUGGAAAACCAUUUAUGCAGCCUCAGAUUCUGGAAGUGAAUUUCAACCCUGAUUGUGACAGAGCUUGCAAAUACCACCCAACUUUCUUCAAUGACGUCUUCAGCACCCUCUUCCUAGAUGAACCCAAUGAUUGCCAUGUGACCUCCAUUGUCUAGCUCCACAUAGCUUGCUUGGCUAAUGUGUGCUUCACAAUAUUUAAAUAUCAGUUCUAUGAGCUGCUUAUGCAAGUAUUUUUCCUAUAUUGCUAUCAAGAUGAAUAUCAGAUGGAGCUUGCAUAUAAUGUCUGCUUCCCAGCCACCCCAAUUUUUCUCUGUCUCCUCAUUUUAACAUCAGCUCGUUUUUACAAUGUAUUUUUAUUGCAUAUUGAAGGUUCAGAGAAUGUAAAUAGCAACUUGAUUGCUUCUUCAUCUCAUUCAGGUUUUUUACUUGCUUAAAAGGAAGUAUCUGUGUAAACUCUCUCUGCUUGCUUUACAUUCAUAAUCACUGCAUCAAAGGUAAUUGAAGCCAUCUUUUCAUCUUCCUAAUGCCAUGUGUUUCCACCUUAGUUUGCUUUGUAUUGCAAACUAAUUUGAAGCCAAUUUAUUUCAGUCCAUAGCUUGCUCAUGUGACUACACAGAUUUCAACUUUAAUUGUAAUAAACAAUGUCACAACCAAA